Messenger RNA from Grosmannia clavigera kw1407, 1509 nucleotides. RefSeq lists its product as uncharacterized. NCBI's taxonomy places the organism in Eukaryota, Fungi, Ascomycota, Sordariomycetes, Ophiostomatales, Ophiostomataceae. Gene Ontology annotation, cellular component: cytoplasm. The transcript has 4 exons. The record is from RefSeq and is a predicted model, not a curated record. The coding region runs from base 1 to 1509 and encodes 502 amino acids. Gene Ontology annotation, molecular function: guanyl-nucleotide exchange factor activity; G-protein alpha-subunit binding. Gene Ontology annotation, biological process: G protein-coupled receptor signaling pathway.
AUGUCGCAGCCCUUGCCCCAAAGCGGUCUGACCGGCACCUCAAAGCUCAAGGCCGUGUCCGAGCUGAUGCGCCUGCUCACCGCCGAUCUUGCCAGCAGCACACAUAUGCCGUCCCAGCAACGAGAUGCAGCUCUGGAAGAGCUCAAGGUCUACGGUCGCGAUCCACGAAACGCAGACCCCAUUUUCACGAAAGAGGGCAUUGAGACUCUCACGAAACAUGCAUUCAACAGCUCGUCGACCAUAACGUCACGGAAUGCGCUGCGGUGCUUGGCCAACGCCCUCCUGAUAAAACCGGAAACGCGACAGAUCUUUGUCGACCUCGGCUAUGCGCCCAAGGCCUGCAACAAGCUCAAGUCGGCGAAUCUGGACACGGAGUUCCUCUUGUCGAGAAUCAUCUUCCUGACUACGUACGGCACCAAUGUGCAGCUGCAGACGCUCAUCGACCAACACCACCUUGCCGAUGCCAUUGUGCAGAACCUGGCACGACACGCCAAGCUCUCGGGAAAGAGUGCGAAUAACAGCAGCAGCAUGAUUGCCGGCGCUGGCGCCGGCAGCAGCUUGGUUGCAAAGGCCAAGGGGAAGGAAACCUCCAAGGCAGACCCCAUGGCGGAUAUGGCGCUGACCGAGACGGCCAAGCUCCUGUUUAACGUCACGCACUUCUGCCAGGACCGUGUCGAUGCGUUCACGCCGGCGAUUGCACCGAUUGUGACUAUGAUCUGCAAGCACGACACGCCGCAGCCGAAGCCGCUCGAGGCGCCGGUCAGCUCGCUCGUCAACGCGCUCCUGACGCUCAACCUCGCCGGCAAGGAGGGCAGCGCGGCGUUGUUUCCAGCCAAGGGCGAGACGACGAUGCUUGCAGACCGGCUCGUGCAGCUGCUGGACCUGGCGCUGCAAAACUACAGCGACACGGAGCUCGACCAGGCGGUGCUGCCGCUGGUGACGGCGCUGCGCAAGAUCUAUGAGCUCGCGCCAGCAGACAAAGUGCGGCCGGCGCUGCGUGCCGGCCUGCUGCCCAAGGCGGCAGACCGCAAGAAGGUGUUGGGGUGGGGUGACACGCUGGCAGCGAAGCUGCUGCGCCACAUGACGAACGCGCUGGCGCCAGAUUUCCGCAACGCGGUAGCACACAUGCUGUUUGAGCUGUCGGACAAGGACGCGACCAAGUUUGUGCAGAACGUGGGUUACGGGUUUGCGUCGGGCUUCCUGUUCCAGAACAACGUGCCGAUGCCCGAGGGGGCAACGGAGGCGUUCCAGGCGGCAGCAGCAGCAGACGGUGACAACAAACGGGUGAUCAAUGCGAUUACGGGCCAGUUCAUCGACGAGGAGACGGAACCUGACCUGCCGGAGAUGACGGAUGAGGAGAAGGAGCGGGAGGCCGAGCGACUCUUCGUCCUGUUUGAGAGGCUGAGGAGAACGGGUAUUGUGAACGUGGAGAACCCAGUUGCGACGGCAUUGCGAGAAGGCCGCUUCCAACAGAUAGACGACGACAAGCGGGUGGAAGAGCUAGACUAG